AUGGUCCAAGCAAUUCCAGCCUAUGCGAUGGUGUGCUUUGUUUUCCCCAAAAAAUUCUACACAAAGCUAAACUCCCAUAUCAGCAACUUCUGGUGGGGUGGUGAUCUGGAAGGCAAAGGGGUUCACUGGACCAAUUGGGGGCUGUUGAGCAUGUCAAAAUUAGAAGGAGGUUUGGGCUUUCGAGAUUUUCACAAGUUUAACUUGGCUUUAUUAGCUCGCCAAGGUUGGCGAUUGGUGAAAUACCCACAAUCCUUUUGUGCGCGUAUUCUGAAAGGAAUCUAUUUCGCGCACUCUAAUUUUAUGGAAGCCUCAAAAGGCCAGAGGGCAUUUUGGGCUUGGGCGAGUAUUUUACAAGGCAGGGAUCUUUUACUGCAAGGUAUUCGCUGGCAAGUCAAUAGUGGGACCGAGGCAAAAUUUUGGGAGAACAAAUGGAUCCCAUACGUUCCGGGGUUUAAGGUGACCUCUCCGAAGCCCAGGGGAAAUGAUUUUCAGACUGGGUGUGAUGCUAUUGACUCUAUGACUAAGAGGUAG
Camellia sinensis is the source of this 531-nucleotide messenger RNA. Lineage: Eukaryota; Viridiplantae; Streptophyta; Magnoliopsida; Ericales; Theaceae. The record is from RefSeq and is a predicted model, not a curated record.